Anopheles coustani is the source of this 1163-nucleotide messenger RNA. RefSeq names its product small ribosomal subunit protein RACK1 (gene Rack1). Gene Ontology annotation, biological process: positive regulation of protein phosphorylation; rescue of stalled cytosolic ribosome. NCBI's taxonomy places the organism in Eukaryota, Metazoa, Arthropoda, Insecta, Diptera, Culicidae. The record is from RefSeq and is a predicted model, not a curated record. The transcript has 3 exons. Gene Ontology annotation, cellular component: nucleus; cytosol. Gene Ontology annotation, molecular function: translation regulator activity; protein kinase C binding; ribosome binding. The coding region runs from base 94 to 1032 and encodes 312 amino acids.
CAAGUUCUUUUCUUCGCAAACUCCAAGCGAGCUACACGCGUAUAUCGCCUCGUUGCGAAUUUGCCCGUAAACUGUUAAUUGCAAAUCCCCAAAAUGUCUGAAACUCUGCAGCUUCGCGGCCAACUUCUUGGCCAUACCGGAUGGGUCACUCAAAUCGCCACGAAUCCGAAGUAUCCGGAUAUGAUCCUGUCUUCGUCUCGUGACAAGACACUUAUCGUGUGGAAGCUGACUCGUGACGAAUCGAGCUACGGAAUCCCGCAGAAGCGUCUGUACGGACACUCGCAUUUCAUCUCCGACGUAGUGCUGUCCUCGGAUGGAAACUAUGCUCUGUCCGGAUCGUGGGACAAGACUCUGCGUCUGUGGGAUUUGGCUGCCGGAGUAUCGACUCGCCGAUUCGAAGACCAUACUAAGGAUGUGCUCUCCGUUGCGUUCUCGGUUGACAACCGUCAAAUUGUGUCCGGCUCGCGCGACAAGACGAUCAAGCUGUGGAACACUCUGGCCGAGUGCAAGUACACCAUCCAGGAGGACGGACACUCCGAUUGGGUAUCGUGCGUGCGUUUCUCGCCGAACCACACCAACCCAAUCAUCGUGUCGGCUGGCUGGGAUCGCGUGGUGAAGGUCUGGAACUUGGCCAACUGCAAGCUGAAGAUUGACCAUCUCGGCCACAACGGAUACCUCAACUCGGUGUCCGUUUCGCCGGACGGUUCUCUCUGCACGUCGGGUGGCAAGGAUUGCCGCGCCUUCCUGUGGGAUCUGAACGAUGGCAAGCAUCUGCACACGCUCGAGCACAACGAGGUCAUCAAUGCUCUGUGCUUCUCGCCUAACCGCUACUGGUUGUGCGUCGCCUACGGACCGUCGAUCAAGAUCUGGGAUCUUGCCUCCAAGACGAUGGUUCAGGAGCUGAAGACGGCCAAGAACGGUGACCCGCCACAGUGCUUGUCGCUGGCCUGGUCCACCGACGGACAAACCCUGUAUGCCGGUUAUUCCGACAACGUAAUCCGCGUGUGGCAGGUGUCGGUUUCUGCUCGCUAAGGUGGUAACGGGAAUGAUGAAACGGAACCUCUAGCGGUUCUUAUUCUUCUGCUCCUGGGAGAAAGAAGUGCUAUGAUAAGAUGUUUCUUUGUUCAAGAAAGAACGAAAUAUAAAGAAAUGUAAAAAUUUAA